AUGCAUCUGCGCUCCACCUUCUCAGAGACCCCUGCGUCCCAUUCCCUGUCCCAGCAGCACCUCCUUCUUCCCUCUCUUUCCCUUCUUUCAGAUAGAAUAAAAGAUGAUGCAAUCAGAAAGGAACGACCCUACAAGAUCUUUUUCAAAGAUCUCUUCCUUUUCAAAGAAAAUGAGGUGGCCGCGAAGCAAAAGGAAAGACUCAUGAGCCGCAACAUGAAAAUCCACCAGAAGUCGACGUUUUCAUCUCGCAUGAAGAGCCGCUCGCACCUCAGCCAGCUGACGUUCUACGCAGAAGGAGGCGGCGGCUCCUACGAAGACCUGGGGCUAGACCCCACUCUUAUUCUCAGACUGACAGAAGGCGCAGACAGAAAGAGGACUGUGCACGAGUUUAUUAAUGACCAGAGAGACAGAUUUCUACUGGAGUACGCAGUGUCAACCAAGAAAAACACAAUUCAAAGGUUUGAAAAGCUCAUGGUCAUGAAGGAAAAUCAACUCAGGAAAGCCGAGAAAAAGCUCCAAGCUGACGCCAUAGCCUUUGAAGAGUUCCUCCGUGAAAAUGACCAGAGAUCUGUGGACGCUCUUAAAAUGGCAGCACAAGAAACAAUAAACAAACUCCAGAUGACAACGGAGCUCAAGAAAGCAAGCAUGGAAGUCCAGGGAAUAAAGAGUGAAAUAGCGAAAACCGAAUUCCUCCUCAAGGAGUACAUGAAGUACGGGUUCUUCCUGCUGAAGCUGUCCCCGAAACAUUGGCAAGCACAGCAAUCACAGAAAAGAGCUCAGGCGUCAAAGAGUAACCCCAUUCUCCCAAGAAUCUUGGAAAAAUUCUCAUUAAGUUCAAGUAAAAGAGAUAGCGCCGACUCGGACAGGCUGUCUCUCUCCGAUGAGCACGGUACAGGAAGAACGAGCCAAGGAGGGCAACAUGGUCAAGCCCCACUCGGCCACUUCCAACGAAAGAGCUCCGUUUUCUCUAUGGAUGAACGCAUAGGCUCGGAGGACAGUCUGGAGUUCUUUCUAGAGGACGAGACACUGGAGUUCGAUCUGAUGCCGGAGAUCUACUUCAAGGAGCCAGAAGAGUUGCUCCAGGUCCUCACCGAGCUGGAGGAACAGAAUCUCACCUUGGUCCAAUAUUCCCAGGAUGUGGAUGAGAAUCUCGAAGAUGUCAACAAAAGAGAGAGGUUUAUACAGGAUAAGAUAAACAACAACAUUGCGUUCCUGCUGGAGCACAAGAAGGUGCUCAAGACCAAUUGUGAGCGAGAAGAGGAAAAGGCAGCGGAACUGGAGCUGAGGUCCAGGCUCUUCAGUUACGGAGAAUUCAAUUCGGAUACUCAGAAGUGUGCAAUCCUGGGGCACGAACGUACAUGGAAAACGAUUUACUUUGUCGAGAAGUUUAUUGAGUCCCUCUGGAUAAAGGAUGCUAUCUUUCCUCUCCCGAGUUACGUUAUCUACCAGCUCAAGAGACUGCAACUUCAAGUAAAAGAGCGCAGUGGCGAGGAAAGGCUGAUAGACUCGCUUAGUAAAAAGAUUAAUCAAGUCUACAGAGUCUGCAUCGGAGAUGCUGAGGUCGGCAGCCUGAAUGCAGUUCAAAAGCUGGUCAAAGUCGAGUCUCGCCUGGUGGAGCUGAGUGACCUCAUCGAAUCUAUUCCCAAAGAAAAUGUAGAAGCCAUUGAAAGGAUCAAACAGAAGGAGAGACGGCAAAAGCUGCGUGAAGAGAAGAUGAGAGAAAAGCAAAGACACCAGGAGGAGCGGCUAAGAGCUGCUCUGGAGAGAGCAGUAGCACAGCCCAAGAAGAAGCUGGGAAGACGGCUGAUCUACCGUUCGAAACCUCGAUCUGAUAGUAAACAGGAGUUACUUUUAAUUGGAGAUACAAGAACAAAAACACAGGAGGAAGAGUAUUUUUUUAGUUGAACAGGAGCAUGAAGACAUUUAAUUAGCAAAUGUUUUAUAUGAUGUUGGCGUUCAGUGAUGCAAGGCUGAAGUUUACAGGAGUAGGCAUGGCAACUGCUUUCUGCCAAGCCACUACUCAGUGCCAUCAUCCAUGAGCUAAGAAAUACUGUACUUUAGGUUGUCCCCUUUGGAGACACAUCCAAAGGACUUCAUUGAUAGAAUUAUAGUAAGAAUGACCUCCCUCAAAGCAUGAGAAUUUUAGUCAUAUUUUCUAAAGCAAUAAGGAAGUUCAUUGCUACGAAUAUACAAUUCUGAAAACUGGACAGGCUUAAAACGUACAAACUAUAGACUAUGGCCUCAGCUCAUGAGACUGGUUAUUUCACAGUUAGCUCUGAAAACUUUAAGUGAACAAACCACACACCUUUAGCUUGAAUGUCAGUUUGUAGUAUGCUCUAUCUCCAUAAUUAUUUCAAUUUUCAUGUUUUGACUUAGCUACAAUAUGUACAUUAGUCUAUAUUGAUAUAUAAUUUAUUAAUACAUUUAAUACAAUAAAUAUAAAUAUUAAGGAAAUGUUUAACUUUAAGCAUGUUAAAGUGGUUUGAAAACCUUAAACGACACAGCUA
Molecule: messenger RNA, 2507 nt
Organism: Chionomys nivalis (European snow vole)
Lineage: Eukaryota; Metazoa; Chordata; Mammalia; Rodentia; Cricetidae
Gene: Ccdc38
Product: coiled-coil domain containing 38
Cellular component (GO): centrosome
Source: RefSeq, a predicted model, not a curated record